GGAAAGUAGGAGCAGAAGAGCUACCCAUCACAAAUGGGAUUGGAUUGGCAAUGGGAAUGAAUUUCCAUUGGUAAUCCAUUUUGGAAUCGUCCAAUCCCAUUUUUGAAGUCUUCUCUCUGCAACUUGGAGCAGAUUUUGAGCAGAAUCCCUGACGCCAAUCCUCGGACACACUAGACGCUAAGGUCUGCUCUAAGGUCUAAUAUAGAUUUUUCAUGAGCAGGCACGUAUAAUAAAAAAUUGUAAUAAAAUAAAAAAUUUUUUUGUGAGGUUAAAUAGCACGUGUCUUAUUUUCGUCGGGCAGUCAUCAAUUCCUAGUUCUCAGAGUUCCAGUAUAGGGUGAAGAGAAUAUGUACAAAUGUACUGUGAGAAUUCGCCACAUAUGGAGAGAGAUAUCGAUCCUAGCUACCAACUAUGUUGUCUAUCUUGUACAUACUAUAGGCUACGUAUUCUAUGACCUGUACCAGUGGGGUGGAUAGUGGAUUUGAUGAUUUGUUGUCGAAUUCAGAAUACAUACUUACACGAUAAAUUAUUCUUGUAACGUUUGUUUUAAAAGUCAUCAAAAUGAUGAUGGAUUACUUUGUCACGAACAAUUCUUUAGCACCUGCACCUAUGGGAAUCCAGAGUACUGCUGGUGCUGUACCCGUAAAAAAUGACAAAGGAGAGCUAUCCAUGAAGAAAGUAAAGGUACAUCGUUACGUUUCUGGAAAACGUCCAGAUUAUGCGCCAGCUGCUAGUUCUGAAGAAGAAUCCGAAGAUGAAGAUUUUUUAGAAAGACGAGCACAUAAACAUUACGAGGAAAAUGAAAUAUCUAUGGAUACUCCUGCACAGUCACAAGUUAGGAUACGCGAUGAGGAUGACCCACGUAUAAGGAGAUUAAUACGCUUAGAAAGACAAAAAGAAUCUAAUACAGAAGCUUGUACAGAAAGGCACAGACAUAUUUAUGAACCAGAAUUAAUCGAAGUUGAACCCGAAAGAACUCGUGAAAGAAUCAAGCUGGAGAGUUCCGAUUCAUCGGAAGACGAAGAGUUAUCAGAUUCUGAGAUUGAAAGAAGACGCGAAGCACUGAAACAGCGAGUAUUAUCUAAAAAGGAAAACGAAGAAGAACUAAUUCAUGGCGAGGAGGAUGAACGAUCCGGCGACAGUUCGGACGAGAGUUCAGAAUAUGAAGAGUACACCGAUUCCGAGGAAGAAACUGGACCAAGAUUGAAACCAGUUUUCGUACGUAAAAAGGAUAGAAUUACAGUAAUGGAGAAAGAAAAGGAAGCAAUGAAACAAAAACAGGCAGAAAUCGAGGCCAAGAAGAUGGUAGAAGAACGAAAACGGCAGACUUUAAGAAUGGUGGAAGAAGCGAUAAGGAAAGAAACGCAGGUUGGUAAAAACAAUAAUGAGCAAGAAGGAAGACUCGAAGAUGUAUGUACAGACGAUGAAAACGACGAGGUCGAAUACGAAGCUUGGAAAUUGAGAGAGCUAAAGAGGAUUAAACGCGAUCGAGAAGAAAGAGAACAGCUUGAAAAGGAACGUCUCGAGAUAGAACGUAUACGGAAUAUGACGGAAGAAGAACGAAGACAAGAGGCUCGCCUAAAUCCAAAAGUUAUUACCAAUAAGGCCGCUAAAGGAAAAUACAAGUUUUUGCAGAAAUAUUACCAUCGCGGAGCCUUCUACUUGGACAAAGAGGAUAACAUAUUCAAACGAGAUUUCUCUGGUGCAACAUUGGAAGACCACUUUGACAAAACAAUUUUGCCCAAAGUUAUGCAAGUGAAGAACUUUGGUCGCAGCGGUAGAACCAAGUAUACUCACUUGGUUGAUCAAGACACUACUCAGUUUGAUUCGCCGUGGAUCUCGGAAACAGCACAAAAUCUGAAAUUCCAUAAUAACCAAGCAGCAGGAAUGAAACAAAUAUUUGAUCGGCCGUCAUUAAAAAAGCGAAAAAAUGAAAACUAAUAAGCAUGGUAGAAAUUUAUAACGUUCAUAACAAUAUUUAAGUAUACAAUUUCUUGGAAAUUGUUAAUUUAAUAUAUUAUAAAUACAUGCUUGUGGGCACAUACUUAGGUUUUUGUACGUAACAAAUAUUUUAAAGCUAGUUUCGCGGCAGCUCGUUUGGCUUCUUUCUUGUUUAUACCAAAUCCAUGAAAACGCUUAAAUUGUCCAGCAAUAAUUACUUUUAAUGGCACCAUAACAGAACUUGUACCAACAAUAGGAACUGCAGAUCUGAAGAAAAAAAAAAAAGACAAACAGAAUAUCCAUUAUAUAAUUACGAUGAUAAUGCAUCUUGAUAGUACGUCACAGAUGAUCUUUUUAAUGUCAAUAAAAUUGGAAUACCGUAUAUGAUAAAGUA
This is a messenger RNA of Megalopta genalis, 2335 nucleotides long. It is a transcript of the gene Mfap1, whose product is annotated as Microfibril-associated protein 1. The record is from RefSeq and is a predicted model, not a curated record. Lineage: Eukaryota; Metazoa; Arthropoda; Insecta; Hymenoptera; Halictidae.